AUGAUGCGCGAAAGCUCCAACAGAGCCGCCCCUAACAGGGACUCUAUCCUCACAUUCCGAGAAAUCACCGAGGACAACUGGCGCGCGGUAGCAAACCUGAGUCCUAAAGACGGUCAAGUUGGCAACCUUGCUUCCAACGUAUGGUCUCUCUGCGAAGCCCAUUACUCCGAAGACGCAUGGGUUAGAGCGAUCUACGCCGACGAGACGCUUGUUGGCAUGCUCAUGAUGGCGAUUUGGGACCCGGACGAGGCAUACUACAUCUGGCGAUUCAUGAUCGAUGGCCGGUAUCAGAACCUAGGGUACGGUCGACGGGGCGUAGAGUUUGCAAUUGCGCAUAUACGACAGCACAAUCCUCGAGCAAAGCAGCUGGGGGUGAUGUCAACGCCGCCAGAAGGGAAGGAGAGUGAAAGUCCGAUCAAGACUGUAAAGCCUGAGGAUUCGCCAUACAAGUUUUAUCAAAAACUCGGGUUCAAGGAGGUUGCACCGGCAGAUGAAGACGGAGAGAUCAAAUUGGCAAUAGACUUAUAG
Neoarthrinium moseri is the source of this 528-nucleotide messenger RNA. RefSeq lists its product as uncharacterized. The record is from RefSeq and is a predicted model, not a curated record. Lineage: Eukaryota; Fungi; Ascomycota; Sordariomycetes; Amphisphaeriales; Apiosporaceae. Gene Ontology annotation, molecular function: acyltransferase activity, transferring groups other than amino-acyl groups. The transcript has a single exon. The coding region runs from base 1 to 528 and encodes 175 amino acids.